AUGGGAGCCGUUCCAUCUUGCAGCGCCGAUAGCGGUUGGGGUCGCGUGACCCUGACGACAGGGGUGAACCUGCUGGGCAAGGUGGUGCGGAUCUCCGAGUUCGGUGAGGGAAUCCCAGACUGGGAGGACGAAGGCAGGUUCUGGCGGACCACGGGUCCGCGAGCCAAAUCUCUGGAGCCGGGCCGACAAGAGUUUCUCUGGAGGGAGCCAGAGUUUGGGAACCUGUUGGGAACCGUCAUCGUUCUUCGGCACGAUGCUGGGGAGGUGUCCAUGGACACGGACCUGCGUGGCAAGCGCAUGCACUGGAAGCUGCUGACCUCAGACCGUCGGGUACUGAGUGAGACGACCAAGGCAUCUGUGGAGGCCGCAGUGGACCUUACAGAGCUUCUGGGAGGAGUGCUGGGUGGUCGGGCGAGCAUCGAAGGCUCGGCUGGGGCAAAGGUGGGUCCCGGCAGCGGAAGGCUCUACCUGGAGUUUAUCAUCCCAUGCCUUCGGCUAGGAGUUGACGUCCUCAACCCUUCGGUGCCCACGGUGCACGAAGUGAUCCUCGGCGCGUCAGUCAGAGGCACCAUUGAGUCCACGGGUGAGCGGACAACUACCACAGAGGGCAAGAUAGGGAUGAAGGCCAAGGUGGCAGAGAGUCUGCCCAUCAGCGCAGAGGUUAGUGGGCAGAAUGCUGUGGAGCUCACGCUGGGUGACUUCAACCUUGCGCUCACCGCGCAUGGCGGACCGGAGAUCGAGUUUGCGCAGCAGUGCCGGACAAUGGGGGAGAUCAUCAAGUAUUUCCAGUCAGAGUGGCAGCAGCAUGUCUUCAGCAGGCCACAAACAUGGCAAGUUGUCUUUGCUAACGUGGCUGGCCCGGGUGGCACCGGCCCACCACCCCUGCCAAAGCCAAACGUGGCGGCCUGGACAGGCCAGGGAGGGCCCUCAGCUACCUCGGACCGUCCCGCACAAGCAAUCGUGCCGGCUGCAGUGGACGCGGAGGUGGCGCGGGUCACGGUGGAAGAUCCCGAGGUGCGGAAGGAGCUGGAGAAUGCCUCACAGAGCGUCCUGGAGGCGGUGGCUUCCCGGACCGUUGAGGCUGUUCGGGCACAGCUGCAGAGCCCGGCCGCGCAAGUGUUGCUCGUCUGCCUGAGGGCAGGUAGCCAGACCUACGGCCUCGAUUGGUGCUGGGAAUCCUUGGUCCGGAUGGUGAAGGAAGAUGAGGGCAUUGCUGGCAUGGCAGACCGUGUGCAGGAGGCGAAGAUGGAUAUGUAUACCUUGGAGCGCAGGGUAAAGGAAUCGAAAGAGUCAACCGCUUGCGACUUCUUUACCAUAGCGGCUGCCCCGCAGACCGAUGAGCGGACUGUGCAGAAAAUGGUCCAAGAGCACGGCAAUGUCUCCCAGACAUACUCCGCUGGUGAUCGUUCCAGCAUCUUCGAGCAAUGGGCCACGGACUUUUCCACUGAACCUUGGGAGAAGCUGGCUGAGGCCAAGGACGACGGUCUGGUCUCCGCGCAGCUUGGCCGCAGCCGUGCCGAGGACCAGAACGUGGCACAGCGGUUGGCCCGCAGCCUGCACUACAGGGGCUGCCCGAACCCCACGAAGGAGACCACCGUGGCGUUCGUUGGCUUGCCCAAGGUGGGCAAGACCUGCCUGGUCCGGUCACUGCGCUACCUCAUCCGCAACAAAGGCCUGGCCGAGCCUCCCUUCCAAGAAGGCUCUCUCGAGGACGAGGGAGCCCGGAACUGCUUCAACGUGCACCGAGAAGGGGCCUUCGUGUUCCUGGACUUCCCCUCCUUCUCCGAGCACUUCAUUGACACCUUCGACUUCGUUUUUAAGACAGGUGUCGUGCCCGGUGCCUCUUACAAGGAGAUGGACCCUGACACGGGGUCGCUGGCAAAGAGGAUGUCGCAGGGCGACCACUCCGGGGUGUUGAAGGUUGACGUGGUGGUCUUAGUGGUGAAGGGCACCAAGGAGCCCGAGAUCGAGGAGCAGCAGCAGCUUCUGGAGCUCAUCCACAAGCACAAGCUGCCCUUUAAUGUCGUGAUCACCCAUAAGAACUCCACCUCCAGGCUUCUGUCCCAGAUGCGGCGGAAGGAGAACUUGACACCGCAUGUGGCCACUCGGCUAGCAGGCCUGAGCAAACGGGAAGACUUCCGGAAGGCGGCGACCGCGAUCUUUACCAGCAACCUCGUGCACAUGGUUGAGAACGUGACGAAUGUGCAAUCGCGCCUCGAGGACGCAAGUCGCUUUGAGCUACUCAAGGCACUCCAGGACUGGAAGAUUGUAGGGGAUGGGCUCUUCAAGGACGGCGCCUUUGUGCACGUGGGCGAUCUCACGCGGGAGCAGAGGGACCAGCUGUUGAAGCAGUGGACGGGCAUCCCCUCGCAGGUGCCUUUUGUGGGGGGCUGCAACAUCCUGGAGGAGUAUCUCGAACGUGCUGCCAUGGACUCAAUCAGGAAUGAGGUGAUUGAGAUUAAGCGCGAAGCGGGGCAGGGGCUGGAUUUCACCGUUGACGCGGAGUUGGUGGUGCAGAAGGUCGGCGCGUUGGCCCAAAACGACGGCGUUUGCGUCGGCUGGCGCGUCAUCUCAGUGCGAUCCCUUGUCGUCCAGUACAGUCUACAGAAGUACCGGAAGCGGGUGGCAGAGGUGUUCGAGGAGCGGCCGGCGUCUGUGCUGUUCGAGUUCCAGGCUCAGGCCGAGCGAGCUUUGAUGAUCCGGGACUUGAGAGCUUUGGGGUUCACUUUUGUGGAGGCUGAGUUCCCAGGACGUCCCGGUGUCAUCUCUCUCUGGGCUGGCGUGAUGCAGAAGAAGGUGAGCGUGGAGGGCUGCCAGGGCCAGGGCGGGAUGGCCAAAGUGGAAAUGGAGGUAAAGAACCUUACGGAUGAACCUUUGCAGCUGGUCAUGGAGGACGCCGCGGCCGCCAGGCCGGCACACAGUCCACGUCGUCAAGAGACGGUGGCGACGAAGAUCAACGGCCAAGACUUCGAGGAGGAAGACGACGGUGAUGCCUGA
This is a messenger RNA of Symbiodinium natans, 2997 nucleotides long. NCBI's taxonomy places the organism in Eukaryota, Dinophyceae, Suessiales, Symbiodiniaceae. The record is from the annotation of a GenBank genome assembly.